Molecule: messenger RNA, 3454 nt
Organism: Notolabrus celidotus (New Zealand spotty)
Lineage: Eukaryota; Metazoa; Chordata; Actinopteri; Labriformes; Labridae
Exons: 3
Coding region: 23-952 (309 amino acids)
Source: RefSeq, a predicted model, not a curated record
GAGGAACACUUCUCCUUCAACCAUGCAGGCCCUCCCCAAGCUGAUGGAGACCUUUGUGAAGGAGAUUAAAGACAACAGCAAUGUCGUUGUCAUCAGCGGCCUGGUUUUUGCCUACCAAGCAAUAAAGGGUGAAUUUCCCUGCACCUGUGAACCACAGGAGAAGCUCUGCUAUGGUUACAUGGUAUUUCCAGUUUUAAUUCUGGUUGCCUUAAUGCUGCUAACAGAUGCACACUUCCAGAGAUCAUUGAGGUACUCGUGCGUGAUCUUUUCAUGUGACCUCUGUUGGGUUCUGACCCGUGGCUUAUCAAAGGCUCUCUGUGUUGGAGGGGUGUGGGUCGCCACGGUGCUGAUCAAUGCUGAUUGGUAUGUUUGCUGCAACAACCAGAAUGACCGAACGGUGGCAGCAACGCAAUGUAAAGAAAAGAAGGAUAUCAUGCCUGGAGGUGAACCUGUGGUGACUAUCCUGGAGAUGAAAGACAAUUCAAAGUUCUACGGCUUAUUACUGCUCUUGUUGCUCACUUUCUUCGGCUUCACGCUGCCGUUCUGGCGAACCUGCUGUCCCAAAUCAUGUCUAGGAUGUAAAGGUUGCAGUAGAGAAGUGGACAUAUACGAGCUGAUUCUGGAAGUGGGGGAAGCUAUGGUGGCAGAGAAUCAGAAAAAGAAACUAAGUGAAAAGUUAUCUUUGAAGAUGGAAGAGGCUUCAGGGGACUGGGUGGAUUACCUGGAAGUUGCUGAACAAUUAAUUGACCCUCGGACACAGGAGGGACAGGAGGGACAAGGAGGACAGGGAGGACCGCAGGGACCAGAUGGACAAGUAGGACCGCAGGGACCAGAUGGACAAGUAGGACCGCAGGGACCAGAUGGACAAGGAGGACCGCAGGGACCAGAUGGACAGGGAGGACUGGAGAGACAAGAGCUACUGGAGAUGAAGAACCUCCGACAAUCAAAAUGAACCUUCUCCGGUCUGCAUAAACCUUCCUGUGUCUUUGCUCACGUUCAGUCCAACCCACCUUUGUUAUUAUCCACCUGUGCUUAACAGCUGGAACACAGAUAAACAUUAGAUCAAAGCACAUGAGAACACAGCAAAUUAAAUAAAAACACAGGUAAACAUUAGAUCGAAGCACAUGAGAACACAGCAAAUUAAAUAAAAACACAGGUAAACAUUAGAUCAAAGCUCAUGAGAACACAGCAAACUAAAUAAAAACACAGGUAAACAUUAGAUCAAAGCACAUGAGAACGCAGCAAACUAAAUAAAAACAGGUAAACAUUAGAUCAAAGCUCAUGAGAACACAGCAAACUAAAUAAAAAGAGGUGAACAUUAGAUCAAAGCACAUGAGAACACAGCAAACUAAAUAAACACAGGUAAACAUUAGAUCAAAGCUCAUGAGAACACAGCAAACUAAAUAAAAACACAGGUAAACAUUAGAUCAAAGCUCAUAAGAACACAGCAAACUAAAUAAACACAGGUAAACAUUAGAUCAAAGCUCAUGAGAACACAGCAAACUAAAUAAAAACAGGUAAACAAUAGAUCGGAGCACAUGAGAACACAGCAAACUAAAUAAAAACAGGUAAACAUUAGAUCAAAGCUCAUGAGAACACAGCAAACUAAAUAAAAACAGGUAAACAAUAGAUCAAAGCUCAUGAGAACACAGCAAACUAAAUAAAAACAGGUAAACAUUAGAUCAAAGCUCAUGAGAACACAGCAAACUAAAUAAAAACAGGUAAACAAUAGAUCGGAGCACAUGAGAACACAGCAAACUAAAUAAAAACAGGUAAACAUUAGAUCAAAGCUCAUGAGAACACAGCAAACUAAAUAAAAACAGGUGAACAAUAGAUCAAAGCACAUGAGAACACAGCAAAUUAAAUAAAAACCGAGGUAAACAUUAGAUCAAAGCUCAUGAGAACAUAGCAAACUAAAUAGAAACAGGGAAACAUUAGAUCAAAGCUCAUGAGAACACAGCAAACUAAAUAAAAACAGGUAAACAAUAGAUCGAAGCACAUGAGAACACAGCAAAUUAAAUAAAAACACAGGUAAACAUUAGAUCAAAGCUCAUGAGAACAUAGCAAACUAAAUAAAAACAGGUGAACAAUAGAUCAAAGCACAUGAGAACACAGCAAAUUAAAUAAAAACACAGGUAAACAUUAGAUCAAAGCUCAUGAGAACAUAGCAAACUAAAUAGAAACAGGUAAACAUUAGAUCAAAGCUCAUGAGAACACAGCAAACUAAAUAAACACAGGUAAACAUUAGAUCAAAGCUCAUGAGAACACAGCAAACUAAAUAAAAACACAGGUAAACAUUAGAUCAAAGCUCAUGAGAACACAGCAAACUAAAUAAAAACAGGUAAACAAUAGAUCAAAGCACAUGAGAACACAGCAAACUAAAUAAAAACACAGAUAAACAUUAGAUCAAAGCACAUGAGAACACAGCAAACUAAAUAAAAACAGGUAAACAAUAGAUCAAAGCUCAUGAGAACACAGCAAACUAAAUAAACACAGGUAAACAUUAGAUCAAAGCUCAUGAGAACACAGCAAACUAAAUAAAAACAGGUAAACAAUAGAUCAAAGCUCAUGAGAACACAGCAAACUAAAUAAAAACACAGAUAAACAUUAGAUCAAAGCACAUGAGAACACAGCAAACUAAAUAAACACAGGUAAACAUUAGAUCAAAGCUCAUGAGAACACAGCAAACUAAAUAAAAACAGGUAAACAUUAGAUCAAAGCUCAUGAGAACACAGCAAACUAAAUAAAAACAGGUAAACAUUAGAUCAAAGCUCAUGAGAACACAGCAAACUAAAUAAAAACAGGUAAACAUUAGAUCAAAGCUCAUGAGAACACAGCAAACUAAAUAAACACAGGUAAACAUUAGAUCAAAGCUCAUGAGAACAUAGCAAACUAAAUAAAAACACAGAUAAACAUUAGAUCAAAGCUCAUGAGAACACAGCAUGACGUGUGAUCUGUUUGUCUCUGGUGUUGAUCAUGUUAGUGAAAGUUAAUAACUAUUGUCAUGGGGGUCCGGACCAAUCAGAAUCAAGCAUCCCACACAGCUGGGUGAUAAUGGUCUUUAAAUGCAUGUAUGUUCGUUCUGACGGGUGUAUCGUCUGCAUAGAGGAGGUAAAAAACAUCCUGUUUAAAACCAAACACAGAUAUAUUGGUGUUGUAGUUUCCUCUCAGCAGAAAUACAACAUGAACUUUAAGUUUUGUGUUCACAUUUUAUUUCCUUUUUUUUGUAAUGAAUGAAAAAUGAUGGUCAGAAGUCAUUGCUCCUGUGUUUGGACACUUCCUCAAGUUUCUUGUACUUUUCUGAAAACUUUGUGCUGUAUGAUGAAGAUGAUGAAGAUGAAGAAUCAUUUGUAAACGUGUUAUUAUGACCUUUAUACGUUACCUUGCUUCGUGUUGUUUCACCGCUCUGUGAUUAUUUUUUAAUGUCUUCAAAUAAAUCUAACUGAAACAGGAA